This is a messenger RNA of Neocloeon triangulifer, 1548 nucleotides long. Its product is annotated as putative ubiquitin carboxyl-terminal hydrolase 50. Gene Ontology annotation, biological process: protein deubiquitination. Gene Ontology annotation, molecular function: cysteine-type deubiquitinase activity. NCBI's taxonomy places the organism in Eukaryota, Metazoa, Arthropoda, Insecta, Ephemeroptera, Baetidae. The record is from RefSeq and is a predicted model, not a curated record. The coding region runs from base 508 to 1548 and encodes 346 amino acids. The transcript is spliced from 7 exons.
UGUGAAAGAAAUGUCGACUAAAUCACUAGGCCAAUUUCUUAGCAGGGAAUUCUCUGAUAAAAACAGCAAAUUCUUCACCUGACGAUGUGACUGACGAGGGAAAGGUUUGCGUGCUUCAACAUGAUUGCUUCGAACUGCUAUCCGGAGAUGCUGAUCGUGUCUUUGUCUACUAGAUUCGAUGUCAAAAUUCCUAAAAUUGCGGCUCGGCCUCCAUCAGCCGCUGUUCACUCUUAUGGCCGUGUCUUUUCUCAUGCGACAUGCGUUGUGGUCACGUGACUCUUUCGUUCUCAGCAACGGAGUUUUCAUUAUUUCGACGUCUCAUAGAUGGCGCAGUGCGGCGGAUAUGCGAAAUAAAUAAAAAUAUGAAGACAAAAAAUAAUAUAUUUUUGUUUACUUUUGCGGUAUCAGAGACAUUAUGAGGCUGAUUAUUAGUUUUGAGCUUCAAGUUUGAUUAUUAAAAUAAUUUGAACGGAAUAAUUUGGAAGAAGAGCUUCAUCUUUCAUAGAGAUGGAGGGCGACCCAGUCGACGAUCAACAUGCAGCAGCAGCAACGUCUGUAGUCCUCUUCGUGUCCAAAAAAUGUUCAGGAAGAGCCGAGCUGAACAUUCAGAUUCGUCGUUGCCAUUACAAAGGGUGUGAUAGUACUUCUGCUGACGAAAUUGACAUGAAAUGUGUGCCCAAGCCCACAAGCGCCAAAAAUUCAGAGCGAAGAGAGCAAUGGCUGAUGAAUAUGGGCUUGCCCAUCGAUGAUGAGAAAACUGAUAUACGCUGCUGCGUAUUGCACUUUCAUGAAAAGUGGUUCUAUGGAAAUGGAAAGCUAGUCAAAGAUGCGGUGCCCGAACCAUACAAAGAACGUUCAAUAGCAACUUCACAUUUGAGGCCUUGUGAAGUGAUUGAUGAGAUCGAAGAAGCAGGUGUGCCCUUAUUACCAGAAACUACGGAAAAACACUUAACUACGAAUCCUUUACGAGGGCUGAAGAAUUUGAAAAAUAGUUGCUACAUGAAUGCUACGUGCCAGGCAUGGUUUGCCUGCUUCCGCAUGCAAACCACGGUGAUGAAACAUAAAAAAGCAGACUGCAGUAUUGAGAAAGGCAAAGGUUGUAUAAUUUGUCUUUUGAGAGACUUGUAUGAAGAUCUUGUGCUCAAUCACUCCGACCCAGUGGUACCCUUAGCAUUUGCAGAAUUUGUUUGGGGCAUGCAAGGUUUUCCUCGAGGCCAACAGCAGGACAGCAUGGAGCUGCACAGAGAGUUGUUAGCUUCAUGUGAGAAAGUGGAUAAAAGUGGAAUUGCAGAGCUAUUCUCAGGAAAUGAAGUUUACGAACGCACCUGUCUGAUCUGCAAAAAGAAAAGCUACUCCUCUCAACCAAUGCUUGAGCUGUGUCUGCCUUUAGCAAAAAGUGUGCUUGAUGGAGUGCAUACUUAUCUUGAAUCCGACAUGGAUUGUAUGAACGGACCAUACUGCUCUCGUUGUCGACGAGGGACCCCUCAGAGAGAGAGAAUUUUCUUCAAAGAUCUACCACCAAUUUUAGUAGUGCAGUUAAAGAGGUGA